Molecule: messenger RNA, 1302 nt
Organism: Trypanosoma cruzi
Lineage: Eukaryota; Euglenozoa; Kinetoplastea; Trypanosomatida; Trypanosomatidae
Exons: 1
Coding region: 1-1302 (433 amino acids)
Molecular function (GO): metal ion binding
Source: RefSeq, a predicted model, not a curated record
AUGGAACUUACUCCAGUAAGGCAGAGGAAACGUAACAAGCGCUGGCUUUUCUUCGAGGUUCCUUCCGUUGAGGAGCUUGCGGGCAUUCCCGAUGAAGAACUUGCGAAGCGCACACUUCCAAAAGGUUUUUAUUUAUGGUUUUUUGCUCAUCACAUGCGAACCAUUUACGCCGUGCUAUCCGAACACGUUUAUCUUACUCGCGGGGUGCUAGACUAUCUGUACGACUAUCUCCGCUGGGGGCCGAACAAGAUUCACAAUAAAUUGUUUAUAUGCUCCUCUUACAACCGGGAAAUGCAGUGUAGCAAUGGUUUUCUGUGCCGAGAGGUGCAUUGUCCCUUCAAUACAGAUACCGCCAUGGAGGCAAGUAUUUAUAAUGUCUUUAGUAACGCGAACGGGUGCCCAACUUCAACCGAACGAAAAGAAAAGAGUCUGAAACAUCCGCCAAAUGUGUUGUUGUGGCACUCGUUGCAUUCGCGAUGGACUCCACCAUGGGCUUACCCAACGCUCCCUCGAGGCGCAACUUUCCGUGUGGCGAUGCCGAAUAAUCCAAAGCCUGUGGAGGAAUUUGAUAGUGGGCGAAUUUUUGUGACAAAAGUGGUGCGUGAGUACUAUGAGCGUUUUCUGCGUAACGAGCCCCCGACGGUUACUCUUCAACACUGCGCCAACUACUCCAAGAACGGCGUAUGUUGCUUUGGCCAGAAUUGUCAGUUUGUGCAUGUUGUGAGUCACACCGGAGAACGCGCUGAAAAGGAUGCAUCCGUGGGCGAUCUUUCUAUAAGCAGCGCACCCGGUAACGCUAACGUUUCCAUUCGACCGAUUCCUGGACAAAAAGGGAAUAGUACAACGUUUUCCGAGAGCUGUGGAGAGACAUCAAGGACAAGUUGUCCUAUGAUGCACUUUUCGCUUUCCUCUUCGCCCAGCACAUCGGUGAAUGCGCCGCCACGCGCUAUCUCUACAAAAAGUGUGGCAUCUGACACCAGUAUGCUUAAUACGCAGCUUCUUCUUUUAUCAACGCCUUUGAUGCAGACGGGGCAAUCACCACAAUCAAGAGAGAACUGCCAAAAACAAAUUCAGCUACAACAGUCGCAGCCGCAAUUGCAACCGCAAAAACAGGGGCAACUCCAGCCUUGUCUUUCAACUGGGUGUUUACCUCAAUUCAAUCCAGCAACCGCAUCAUUUUUCCUGUUACAAGGACCAGAAAAAUCCCAGCCGAUAUCGCUUCAGCAAAUGUAUGCACUCCCGGUCCCUCCACAGGAUGGCAACGCAAAGGGUGUAUCACCUCUUUACUUUAUGCCGUACUAG